Molecule: messenger RNA, 1635 nt
Organism: Prorocentrum cordatum
Lineage: Eukaryota; Dinophyceae; Prorocentrales; Prorocentraceae
Source: the annotation of a GenBank genome assembly
AUGGUGUUCGCCGGGCGCCCCGUCAUCGUGCACCCGGGCCUGCGGGAGGCGUCCCCAGGCGGCCGCAGCCGCGCCGGGCAGCCCUCGCAGCCGGAGUGCGUCGGGCGGCCGCUGGCGGAGCUCGCGGGCGACGGUCGCCUGGGCGCCGGCGCGCAGGUCGACUGGGCGCUCGUGCCGGAGGGCCAGUGGUGGUCGGAGGUGGUCGAGACGCCCGAGGAGGUCGAGGCCCGGCUUCAGGAUCCCGACUUCUGCUUUUGGCUCGCCGAAAGGCCCGAGGAGGACGAAGCCGCGGUCGUGUGCCACUUCAACGUCAUUCAGAGGUUGGCGGGCAUGCCGCGCCUCAAGGUGGCCAACUGCUCGCCCCUACACUUCAGCGUGCAGGGCCGGGAGUGGACGCGCUCGCCGCAACUGGACGCCCAGGGGCAGGCAGAGGCACCUCCCCUCGACCGCGCCCUCCUCGACAAGGUCGUGGCCGAGGCGCGUGGGGAGGGCAGGACUGAGCGGGAUGCCGGUGCUGGCGAGGAAGACGCCCUCAUCGGGACCCCCAGGUGCCAAGCUGCCCCCUACGCGACGUGGCAGGUUAUCACCAACAGUGAGGAGCGAUCAGCGGACUGCGCGGGGAGAGGACUGAGCGGGAUGCCGGUGCUGGUGAUGAAGACGACUGAGCGGGAUGCCGGUGCUGGCGAGGAAGACGUCCCAAUCGGGAUCCCCAGGUGUCAAGCUGCCCCCUACGUGAUGUGGCAGGUUAUCGCCAACAGCGAGGUGUCUUUCAGCCAGGAGGCCAACACCAGCGAGCAUGAGUUUCAGGACUGCCUGGACGACGGGGAGCAGCAGCUGCAGAGCAUCCUGAAGACCAGCAGCAGUCGCAGCCGCAGCAACUCCCCUGCGGGCACCGGCAGCACAAUGCGCUGGACGGGCAAAGGUGCACGCCAGGGAGAUGAAGUUUCCAACCUCCUCCUGAAGGCCGUUCUGGCCACGGAGGGCCAGGACUUGCAGAGCAAGCUGAAGCAGCAGUUGCAGCGCCUGGAGAAGGAGAACAUGACGAACAUGGCAGCCCGACAGUGGCCAGUGGAGUGCAUCCAGCAGGAGGCCCAGAAGUUGUCGGCCGCAAAGUUCCAGGCUCAGCACGCGGCGGCCGAAGCGAAGGGCAAGGGUUCGGAGCUUGCGGCGGCAGCGCCUACUGAGAACAAGACCAUGUGUCAAACGGAGAUGGACGCCAAGCGCGGCGUCGACGACCUGCCCGCCGCCCCUGCCGAGGCUGCCGCGCGCUGGGCGGCGCUGCCCCCCUCGGCGACCUGCCGCGCCGCGCCGCGCGCCAGGAAGAGUAUCGAGGCGAUGCUGAGAGGCGACAUGAGCUACUCCGCCAGCGCGCUGAACCCCGAGAUGGACUACGACGCGGCGACCUCGCAGUCUCGGAGGGGCACUGGUGGAGAUCGAGGAGCACGUGCUGAUUGCAAGCGCAUCAUGAAGGAGGAGAUACUGCAGGCUUGGAAGUCAUGGAAGCUGGCGAUGGCGACGCGGCUGUCAAGGGAAGCCGGCCACUGCAGAUUCGGGCCCAAGGAGGUGGAGGCACCGAGGAUGGAGGUGUCCGCGGAACCACUACCCGACCUGACCUUUGAUGGAGGAGCGAGCUAG